Histoplasma capsulatum G186AR is the source of this 2239-nucleotide messenger RNA. Its product is annotated as bZIP transcription factor HapX. Gene Ontology annotation, cellular component: RNA polymerase II transcription regulator complex; nucleus. NCBI's taxonomy places the organism in Eukaryota, Fungi, Ascomycota, Eurotiomycetes, Onygenales, Ajellomycetaceae. The transcript has a single exon. The record is from RefSeq and is a predicted model, not a curated record. Bases 185 to 1600 code for a protein of 471 amino acids. Gene Ontology annotation, molecular function: transcription cis-regulatory region binding; DNA-binding transcription activator activity, RNA polymerase II-specific.
CUUCAAUUGAAUCUUGAUUACUGUCGACUGCUUAACGCCUGGUCCAUGACGUCCAAGCAAUUUAAAGCGUCACAGAGAUAGUAUCUCAGGCAAGCCGACCGAUAAUCCACGACAACUAUCCCACCGUACAUGUACAUCCAUGUACAAUAGCACAUCAUAGAACUCCGCAUCAUAGAACGUUGCCAUGCUGUCCUCAUCCACUGUUUCGACUCCUUCGUCGAUUUCGAUGCCCUCUCCUGCUCCACUUGCCCCAGCCGUACCGUCUCGCCAACCAUCUCUGGCUGCUGAUGACACGCCUACGCCUGCGACCCUCAAACCCACGUCUAUCACAUCUAAGGAAUGGGUCAUACCGCCUCGACCUAAGCCUGGUCGCAAGCCAGCUACUGAUACCCCGCCAACAAAACGGAAGGCCCAAAAUCGCGCUGCUCAGAGAGCUUUUCGGGAAAGAAGAGCUGCUAGGGUUGGAGAGCUAGAAGAGCAACUCAGGCAAAUUGAAGAAGAGAAUGAGCGACAAUCAGCUGCUUUGAAGGAACGCAUUGACGUUAUUUCGUGUGAGCUGGAACAAUGCAAGGUUGAUAUAUCAUGGUGGAAGAAACAAUGCCAGAUGCUAGAGAACAAUCUUGCUAUAGAGAAACAUGCAAAGGACGAUUUGAUGCGAAGGGUUAAGCUGGCAGAGCAAGCAUCUGGAAUUCCAGAGAUGGUAUCUGCCUGUGAGAACUGCUCCGCAACACGGUGUCAGUGUGUUGAGGAGGCCUUUCGCUUCUCCAAUCCUCCCGCUGCUCAGCAGGAUGAAUCUCCCUCUAAAAGAUCACACUCUCCUAACCAAACAAGUGCAUCGAAGCGACACAGGCCAGAUAUUAUAAUCAAGCCAGAACCAGAGGAAUUGGAAACUGAUUUUACAGCCCUGUUCUCUACAAACCGCGAUCGUACUAUUCGAACUAGUGAGACGUCGGUGUCUCCCUCUAGAGUCAUAGACCCAUGCGGCUUCUGCCAGGAUGGCACCCCGUGCGUGUGUGCGGAGAUGGUCGCAGAGGAAGAAAACAACUCGACACCUAUUAAGCUACACAAUAGAUUAACAAUCAGAAACCUGUCACAAUUUACCCCCCCUCCUUCUGAAGGCGAUGUUCUCUCUGAACCCCUUCAUUCAAACCCAAAGAAGGCUAAUCCAUGCAUCAACGGACCUGGAACCUGCGCGCAAUGCAAGGCUGAUCCAAAGAGCACACUCUUCUGUAAAAGCCUCGCUGCAUCUCGUGCCACCAGCGCCGCUGCCACUACGACAAGCUCAGGUUGUUGUGGAGGUGGCAACUCGCGUGGCGGAUGUUGCCAAUCCCACGAAAUGAACACGCCGUCGUCAUCAACGUCAUCAACUCAACGUCAACCCAUCAGCCUCUCCUGCGCAGAUACCUACACUGCGCUUUCGCGCCAUCCAAAUUUCUCUCGUGCCACGGACGACUUAAACACCUGGCUACCGCGCCUGCACACUCUACCUACUCCACGUGAUCCGCCACUCACAGAUUAUGGCAACCGGCCGGCGAUGGAGGUCGAAGCGGCGAGUGUAAUGGGUGUGUUGAAGUAUUUCGAUCGGAGAUUUGCCGACUAGGUUAUAACAACUAUAUUAGCAGUAAGCUUGCGUACAGGCGCUCUUCUAACCUCUUUUUUCUAGUUCUCAUUUUUAAUUAUUGUUGAUAUUUGAUUUAAAGAGACGCUUAGGGUAUGCAUGAACACAGUUCAUACCAUAUAAUCCUGGACAACGUCAAAUUCUUCAGUUUCAUUCUACAUUUGUUCGUUUAGGAUGUCCGCAACCAAGCCGGAAUCUGUGUAUUUUACAUAAGAAAAAGCGAGGUGCAAACCCAGCGUCAAAAAAGAUAUGAGGCAACUGAAUUCCUAUUGUCUUUUUAUCCCCUCUUUUUAUUCCCUUUUCCUUUUUCUUAUUUUCUCUUCUCUUCCUGGUGCUGUAACCAUCUAUGUCACUUUCAAACAAUGUGCCCCCUUUUCCGCUUUACCCCACCGCCUAUAUCGCUUUUCUUUCCAUUUUGUUUUUAUUGUUUUCUUUCUUAUCUUUGUUUUUGUUUUGUUUUGUUUCUUUCUUCUUGGAUAAUGACAAUGUUGAUGAGUUUACGUCUUUGCUUUCCCCUUUGCUUUCCCCUUUGUUUUGCCCCUUUUGUAUCCCAAUAUGUGUUGUACAAGUGUUCGAAGAGAAGUAUCAUAGAUGAAAAAUAUUAUAAAAUAUUUUCCCUGU